Torulaspora globosa is the source of this 672-nucleotide messenger RNA. It is a transcript of the gene NKP1, whose product is annotated as Nkp1p. The coding region runs from base 1 to 672 and encodes 223 amino acids. NCBI's taxonomy places the organism in Eukaryota, Fungi, Ascomycota, Saccharomycetes, Saccharomycetales, Saccharomycetaceae. The transcript has a single exon. The record is from RefSeq and is a predicted model, not a curated record.
AUGUAUCAACAAAUAGCGGAUUUUAUAAGAAAUGAGCUGGCAAGACAAUCGACCUCCAAAAUUGACGACCUCGAUGGCCAGGUUCCUUUUGAAGUAUUGAGCGCAUUAAAAGCAGACUUGCAGAGGAGGAACAGUGAGCGAUUCCAGAUAACCAAGCAGGAUGCUUUAUGCAAACAAGUAUAUGACCUUGAGCGCGAAUGGAGAAAGAAACAGAUCAAGGAAGUGAUUGAACUUAUCGGUGAGAUACCAAGGUAUUCCAUCGGUACAGAAAUCAAGGAGAAAGAGCACGGUGUUUCAAUCGAUAAGCUAAUAGAAGAUGUCUUGAAGCUGCCGAACAUGGCUGUCGCUGAGGAGAGCCAAGAAGCUCCGGAAACCGAUUUUAGGCUAUUGAACGAGUAUACAAAUCUGCGAAACGAGUUGAUCAAGAAAUGCAAUGCGAUCAAGCUUGGAGAGUUGAAACUGCAAGAGAAGGAAUAUCAGGCUAAGUUGAUCAACUCCCUUCUUGACGCAAUAAACGAAUCCACCACACCCGACGUCUCGGAAUAUUUCGAGACAUACCACAAGAGGGUUUUUGCAGGCUUGCAAGAUUCAAGAUAUCUCCUGGAAGAUGCGAUUAAAUCCCACGGCUCAGAUCCAGAGAAACGAACAAAACUGCAAGAACUCAUGGAUUAG